Messenger RNA from Helobdella robusta, 1818 nucleotides. RefSeq lists its product as hypothetical. The coding region runs from base 111 to 1346 and encodes 411 amino acids. Gene Ontology annotation, biological process: retrograde transport, endosome to Golgi. The record is from RefSeq and is a predicted model, not a curated record. The transcript is spliced from 9 exons. Gene Ontology annotation, cellular component: Ric1-Rgp1 guanyl-nucleotide exchange factor complex; Golgi membrane. NCBI's taxonomy places the organism in Eukaryota, Metazoa, Annelida, Clitellata, Rhynchobdellida, Glossiphoniidae.
GUGAGAAAAAAAUUUAAAUGUGAAAUUAAGUUGAUGAUUAAAAAACUUUGAUUUUGUUUAUUAAUCGGUUAAAAUUUUUUUUAUAUUCAUCGUUGUCAUAAUUUUUAGUUAUGGUUGAAAUAUCGUGCAAGUUGUUAGGCGGACGAUCCGUAUUCAUUGCCGGGGAAACAGUCGAAUGUGAUAUCACUUUCAAAAUUAGUGAAAGCUACGUCAGCAAUAGAUCUAAGUCCCCAUUAGUGAAGCUUGCUUGGGCAAGUGCUCAGAUUCAUUGUCAGUGUUCCGUCAACGAAUCUAAAAUUGCCUUGGGGGAUAAAUCACAUAAAAAUUCAGAAUCAUCAUCAAAUCUCAAUCGAGUCGGUAGCCAUGAAACAUCACUUGCCCCUUUUAAAGAUGAAAAAGGAUCUACGGUCUUCUCCAGUAAACCAGCCAUUUUGUUUUGUGACAUCACAUUAGGGCCUGGGGAUUCUCAAACAUUCAGGUACAAAGAAACACUGCCGGUGAAUAUUGCCCCAUCAUACAGAGGGUCCUGUCUGAAAUAUUCGUACAAAAUCACCAUAGGCACUCAAAAAAUUGGAGGCCACAUCAAACUCAUGAAGAUUCCAAUUAGAGUCCUAAUCAUACCAGGCUUGGAGGGCAUGAUGAACUUGUGUGAAGGUAGCGAUGACUGUCGGCCGACAAACCCAUUCUAUCAGCCCAUUCCUAAUGACAACAGCAUCUUUGACGUUGCGAUGGAGAACCUUCAACUGCUCACCUGCAGAAAAAUACCAAGCCAUUACAACAUAACAAAUAAGAAAGGUUUAGUAGUUGAGUUCUGCCUCUUCAAACACGCCUUCAGAUUAGGCGAUGACAUCAUCGGGGUCUGCAUAUUCGAUAAGGCAGCCGUUAAAUGUGUACAGUUUUCAGUGACGUUGCAAUGCAAAGAGACCCUAUUGGACGGCUGUCAUUUGAAAUCGACCAAUAGGAAAGCUUCUUCCUCUUCCCUAUCGACUGCCGACUUGGACGGCUCCAUCGUCACUAACGUCAACAAACAUGAAGAGUUUAUUUUGUUUGUGCAGAGAACGCACAUCGCUAUUCCUAUCCCUCUGACGGCCACUCCGGCUUUUAGCACUGACCUAGUGGCUCUAAAAUGGAGACUACACUUUGAAUUCGUCACCCUGACCAGCCCUCUCUUGGAACAUCCCUCUGAAUCUAAUCCCGUACACCCCCCGAAAACAACAUGGACUGCUCCUGCUAAUUUAGACGUAGAGACGAUGGUCUGGGACCUGCCAAUCAAAAUAUACGCCACCAAUCCGGCUUUCAUUAAUAAAGUCUCCAUGCUAAAUUCCGAAAGCGUCUGUACAUUAUAGUGUUAUGUACGUCCCGUGUACACACACACGCAUACAUGUACCUGUGCAUACAUACAUAAAUACACACACACACAUACAUACAUAAAUAUAUACACACAUACAUACAUACGUACAUAAACAAACACAUGCAAGCUUAAUUUAUGAAUAUAUGUGUAUAUACAACACGCACACACACAUACAUACAUAAAUACACACACACAUACAUAUAUUAUUAAUUAUGUAUAAAUUGUGUAUUAAUUUAUAUCCUUACAGCAAAGAUUUAAAGUUUUAAAAAUGUCAAUACUAAAGUAAGAGGAUAAUCUCGCCUGCUUUUUAUGGAUGAUCAAACAACAUUUAAUAAAUGAAUUAAUUAAUCAAUUAGUUUAAUUAAUUAAUCAAUUAGUUUAAUUAAUUAAUCAAUUGUUUUUUUCAUGUCGUUAGAAACGUAGAUCAGUUUUGUUAUUUUCUCAAAUCAAAAUGGUAAAAUUAUGGU